This is a messenger RNA of Diabrotica virgifera virgifera (western corn rootworm), 1103 nucleotides long. Its product is annotated as prostaglandin reductase 1. The transcript has 6 exons. Gene Ontology annotation, biological process: prostaglandin metabolic process. NCBI's taxonomy places the organism in Eukaryota, Metazoa, Arthropoda, Insecta, Coleoptera, Chrysomelidae. The record is from RefSeq and is a predicted model, not a curated record. Gene Ontology annotation, molecular function: 15-oxoprostaglandin 13-reductase [NAD(P)+] activity; 2-alkenal reductase [NAD(P)H] activity. Bases 84 to 1067 code for a protein of 327 amino acids. Gene Ontology annotation, cellular component: cytoplasm.
UUUAAAACAUUAUAUGAAAUAAAAAAUAUAAAAAAUCUGCCGUAGAAGUAGUACUACUUAAAAAUUUAACCGAGUUUCUAAACAUGGUCAAAGGUAAGAGGUUCGUGUUAAACAAGGUCUUCGAAGGAUUUCCAAAAGAAGAUGACUUCAAAAUGGAGGAAUAUGAGUUGCCAUCAAUAAAAUAUGGAGAGUUUUUAACAGAAGCUGUCUAUCUCAGCGUCGACCCAUACAUGAGAGCCUACAUAUCUGAAAUGUCUGUGGUUGGGAAAACCAUGAUGGGAACUCAAGUUGCUAAAAUAUUAGAGAGCAAAAAUGCAAAGUACCCUCCAGGUAAAUACGUUGUUGGUACCUUUGGAUGGCAAACUCAUACAGUUUCCAAUGACGAACGACUUCGCUUGGUUCCAGAUCUUGAAGGGUUGCCUCCUUCACUUUGUCUUGGAGUACUAGGAAUGCCAGGAAACACAGCAUAUUUUGGAUUUCUUGAGAUAUGUCAACCAAAACCAGGUGAGACUGUUGUAGUUUCAGGAGCUGCCGGAGCUGUUGGCAGCCAUGUUGGUCAAAUUGCAAAAAUUAAAGGAUGCACAGUUAUAGGCAUUGCAGGAUCAGACGAAAAAGGAAAAUGGUUGACGGAGGAACUUGGAUUUGACCAUUUUAUCAAUUACAAAACGGCAAAUGUAGCGGAAGAACUAAAAAAUGCUGCACCCAAGGGCGUAGACUGUUAUUUUGACAAUGUUGGCGGAGUACUUAGUUCCGCAGUUAUACAACAAAUGAACCUCUACGGUAGAAUAUCAGUAUGUGGAUCAAUUUCAAGUUACAACGAUACUGAAACACCACUUGCUCCUAUGCUCCAACGAGGAUUUACAAAUAAACAACUCAAAAUGGAAGGAUUCAACGUUAGCAGAUGGCAUGACAGAUGGAUGGAAGGUAUUAAUCAGAACCUGGAAUGGAUCAAACAGGGUAAGAUCAAAUACCAUGAGACCAUCACUGAGGGAUUCGAAAAUAUGUUCAAAGCUUUUACUGGAAUGUUAAAAGGAGAAAACACAGGAAAAGCAAUUGUAAAAGUUUAAAUAAAUUUUUUAUAUUUGCAUUUAUUUUACCUUAAA